Messenger RNA from Seriola dumerili (greater amberjack), 1260 nucleotides. RefSeq names its product potassium channel tetramerization domain containing 15 (gene kctd15). Bases 65 to 859 code for a protein of 264 amino acids. The transcript has 5 exons. The record is from RefSeq and is a predicted model, not a curated record. Gene Ontology annotation, molecular function: protein binding. Gene Ontology annotation, biological process: protein homooligomerization. Lineage: Eukaryota; Metazoa; Chordata; Actinopteri; Carangiformes; Carangidae.
AAGAGCGCACAUUUUUACGCGUAUCCAAAUAAGAGCAGAGAAGGGGAAGGAGAUCAUCUCAUCUAUGUUCAAGGAGGGAAGAAGCAUGUCACGGCUGUCUCUGACCCGGUCCCCGGUCUCUCCUCUGGCCGCUCAGGGGAUCCCUCUGCCGGCUCAGCUGACCAAGGCAAACGCCCCGGUGCACAUCGAUGUCGGGGGACACAUGUACACCAGCAGCCUGGCGACCCUCACCAAGUACCCAGACUCCAGAAUCAGUCGUCUGUUCAAUGGCACCGAGCCCAUCGUGUUGGACAGCUUGAAGCAGCACUACUUCAUAGAUCGGGACGGCGAGAUAUUCCGCUACAUUCUCAGUUUCCUCAGGACCAGCAAAUUGCUCCUUCCAGAUGACUUCAAGGACUUCCACUUGCUGUACGAGGAGGCGCGCUAUUACCAGCUGACGCCCAUGAUCAAAGAGCUGGAGCGCUGGAAGCAGGAGCGCGAGCAACGACGGAUGGCGCAGCCCUGCGACUGCCUGGUGGUUCGUGUCACACCCGACCUGGGCGAAAGGAUCGCCCUGAGCGGGGAGAAGGUCCUCAUCGAGGAGAUCUUCCCUGAGACUGGAGACGUUAUGUGUAACUCAGUCAACGCCGGCUGGAACCAGGACCCAACGCACGUCAUCCGUUUCCCCCUCAAUGGCUACUGCAGGCUCAACUCCGUCCAGGUUCUAGAGCGUCUUUUCCAGAAAGGUUUCAGCGUGGCGGCGUCAUGCGGAGGCGGUGUGGACUCGUCCCAGUUCAGUGAGUACGUGUUGUGUCGCGAGGACCGGCGGAGUCUGUCCAUCAACACACCCAUCAGGAUAAAACAGGAACCCCUGGACUAGAGGAUUCUGGGAGAGGGACUGCCAACACCCCACCUCACCCCACCUACCCACCCAAUACUCCUUCCAUCUUCUCACAGCACCGCACCCUGCCUACCCCUGCCCCCGUUCCUGCCCUAACAGGACCACAACCACCCCCAGCAUACCUAAGUAUUAGCAGAGGCUUGUUAACCUCACCAGCCCUGCAGAACUCUAAGGGGAAUGUAGAACCAAACAAAGGGAAAAAAAAGCAUCAGCAACAAAAGUUUUUGAUUACGUUAAAUAACGCCCAAAGAAUCUGGGACUGUGAUGAAAACAGCAACGACUACAAAUGGACUCAACAGCAGCUCACGUAAACCAUUUUAGCACCAUGACUGGUUGAUUUUUCCCUCAUCUUCUUAUAAAAAAGGCGUCCUGUCCCUUUU